AGAGAGAGAGAGAGAAACAGAGAUGGGCAGAGCAGGAGAGGGAGAAGAAGAUGGUCUUCCAUUAUUUGAAACAAGAGUAGGGAAGAAGAGUAGAGUUGCAUACAGGAUAUUUGGGAUCACUGUAUUCAUAGGAAUAUGUAUGAUAUGGGUUUAUAGAUUAACCCACAUCCCAACAGCUGAACAAGGAAGAUGGGCUUGGAUUGGUAUGUUCAUGGCCGAGCUCUGGUUUGGUUUCUACUGGAUCAUCACUCUCUCUGUUCGCUUGAACGUUACUUAUCGUUACCCUUUCAAGCACAGGCUCAUAACCAGGUACGGGGACAAAUUACCAGCUGUGGACAUUUUCGUCUGCACUGCGGAUCCCAAAAUAGAGCCUCCGACAAUGGUGAUUAACACGGUCUUGUCGGUUAUGUCAUAUAAUUACCCACCUGAAAAAUUGAGCAUUUACCUUUCGGACGAUGGCGGGUCGGAAUUCACAUUCUAUGCUCUGAUGGAAGCCUCUCAAUUCUCCAAACUUUGGAUUCCUUUCUGCAAGAAAUUCAGGGUCGAACCGAGGUCCCCUGCAGCUUACUUUUCUCAGAAUUUCAACCAGCAAAAUCCCAAAUUAGCAGAAGAAUGGUUGGCCACUAAGAAACUCUAUGAAGAUAUGAAAUUCCGGAUUGAAGCAGCUACUGAAAAGGGUAGGCUUUCGAAAGAAGUAAAGGAUCAACACAAAGGGUUUUUAGAAUGGAACUCUCAAGUGACAAAGCAAGAUCACCAAUCAAUUGUUCAGAUUUUAAUUGAUGGUAGGAAGCCGAGUGCAGUGGAUGAUGAUGGACAUCAAUUGCCAACACUGGUGUACUUGGCAAGAGAAAAGAGACCUCAGUGCCCUCACAACUUCAAAGCCGGGUCCAUGAAUGCACUGAUAAGAGUAUCGUCAGAAAUAAGCAACGCACCUAUUAUCCUCAACUUGGACUGCGACAUGUACUCCAAUGAUUCAGAUGCAAUAAAAGAGGCUCUAUGCUUCUUCAUGGAUGAAAAACAUGGCCACAAGACCUCGUACGUGCAACACCCACAGAGUUACAAUAACAUCACCAAGAACGAUAUUUAUUCGAAUGUUGCCAGUACAACUAAUUUGAUUGAGCUUGCCGGCAUAGAUGGAUACAAUGCAGCCUUGUACUGUGGCACUGGAUGCUUCCAUAGGCGAGAAAGUCUUUGUGGGCUAAAGUACUCUGAAAAUUACAGAGGAGAAUUGAAGAACAGUGUGUGUGAUACAAAGAAAGAUAGAACUGUCCAUGAAUUGGAACAAGGGUCUAAAAUUCUUGCAAAUUGUAGCUAUGAGAAGGGUACUCAAUGGGGAAAAGAGAUGGGACUGAUGUAUGGUUGUCCGGUGGAAGACAUAAUAACCGGAUUAACCAUCCAGUGUCGGGGAUGGAAACCGGUAUACUACUAUCCGGAGACCAGAAAGGCCUUUUUGGGGAUUGCCCCAACAACACUAGAUCAAGCUCUAGUUCAGCACAAGAGGUGGUCUGAAGGCAUGUUUCAGAUUUUCUUGUCAAAGUACUGUCCAUUCAUAUAUGGUCAUGGGAAGAUCAAACUUGGUGCUCAAAUGGGGUACUGUGUCUACCUUUUGUGGGCUCCUUGUUCCUUCCCUACUCUGUAUUAUGUUACCAUCCCUUCUAUUUGCCUGCUUCGCGGCGUUGCUUUAUUCCCUGAGGUGUCAAGCCUAUGGUUCCUACCAUUUGCAUAUGUAUAUCUAGCCAGGAAUGCUUGUAGCAUAGCAGAGUCCUUGACCUGUGGAGACACACUCAAAGCAUGGUGCAACUCACAACGAAUAUGGCUAAUCCGAAGAACAGCUUCAUACACUUUUGCCUUCAUCGACACCAUCACUCGCCAACUAGGAUUGUCACAGACAGCAUUUGCCAUCACAGCCAAAGUAGUCGACGAGGACUUGUCGAAGAGGUACGAGCAAGAGAUGCUAGAGUUUGGGAGCUCCUCAGUCAUGUUCGACAUCAUAGCAACCUUGGCAGUGCUCAACCUCUUCAGUUUUGUAGGAGGAAUCGUGAAAUUCAGUCUCGUCCGAGGUUUGAUUCCGCAGAUUGUUCUGUGUUGGCUAGUGGUUGUGGUUAAUGUGCCCGUGUACCAAGCUCUCUUCGUCCGGAACGAUAAGGGACGCUUUCCAUUUUCAGUUGUGGUCAAGUCUAUUGUUGUUGCUUCUUUAACAUGCAUGAUGUCUGUAUAUUGAGAUCCGAUUGUGAUACUUUUCAUUGCAUAUUUGUAAUAACGACCAUCUUUUUAAUUUAAAAUAAUUAUAAAUUUACAUUUUCAUUUA
Molecule: messenger RNA, 2308 nt
Organism: Camellia sinensis
Lineage: Eukaryota; Viridiplantae; Streptophyta; Magnoliopsida; Ericales; Theaceae
Product: cellulose synthase-like protein E6
Biological process (GO): cellulose biosynthetic process
Cellular component (GO): membrane
Molecular function (GO): cellulose synthase (UDP-forming) activity
Source: RefSeq, a predicted model, not a curated record